UGGCGGCAGUGGCGGUGGUGGCGGCACCGGCGGCAGCGCCAGCAGCACCGCAGCAACCGCAGCACGGCGGCACGCAUGGUGCAUUUUGUCCGUGUCCCUGUGGUAUCGUCAUCGUGUGGAAUCAUCAACAAUGGCGGGCUUAGAGCUUCUUUCAGAUGAAGGUUAUCGGCUGGAUGGCAGAAAACCUACCGAGCAAAGAAAAAUCGACUGCCGGUUAGGCGUUUUCUCUCAAGCAGAUGGAUCGGCGUAUAUCGAGCAGGGUAAUGCAAAGGUCCUCGCCGCCGUUUACGGCCCUCACGAACCUCGGGGCAACAGGUCUCGAGCGCUCCACGACCGCGUGCUCGUCAAUUGUCAGUUCAGCAUGGCCACAUUCAGCACAUUCGAGAGGAAGCGUCGGCCCAGAGGCGACAAGAAAUCUCAAGAGAUGACCCUGCACAUCCAGCAGACCUUUGAAGCAACCAUCCUGACCCAAUUGUACCCGCGGUCACAGAUCGACAUCUUUGUCGAAGUGUUGCAGUCGGACGGCGGUACGCUGAGCGUAUGUGUGAAUGCAGCCACCCUCGCCUUGAUCGAUGCUGGAAUCGCGCUCAAGGACUACGUGUGUGCCUGCUCCGUCGGCUUCAUCGACGGGGUCCCCUUGGUGGACAUUAGCUCCAUUGAGGAGUCGAACCGGGGUCCCGAAUUGACUGUGGCCGUACUGCCCAAGUCGCAGCAGAUUGUUCUACUCGAGAUGUCCUCCCGGGUCCACGUUGAUAACCUGGAGAAGAUGCUAGACGCCGCGAUGAAGGGUUGUACUGACGUGCAUGCCAUCUUUGACAGCCGGGUUAAGGAGCACACGGCGCAGGUUGGCUCGAGUAUCGGCUGGGAAUAAACUGGGCUUGUUUCACAAAGAAA
Messenger RNA from Ixodes scapularis (black-legged tick), 894 nucleotides. It is a transcript of the gene Ski6, whose product is annotated as exosome complex component RRP41. Lineage: Eukaryota; Metazoa; Arthropoda; Arachnida; Ixodida; Ixodidae. The record is from RefSeq and is a predicted model, not a curated record. Gene Ontology annotation, cellular component: nuclear exosome (RNase complex); cytoplasmic exosome (RNase complex); nucleolus. Gene Ontology annotation, biological process: nuclear mRNA surveillance; rRNA catabolic process; poly(A)-dependent snoRNA 3'-end processing. The coding region runs from base 131 to 871 and encodes 246 amino acids. The transcript has a single exon.